CUUCUGUUUCUCACCCACAACCGGACUCCAGACGACCUCCGAUCCUCGCCCAUUCCUCUCGCUACUCACUUCUUCAGAAUGUCCGAGGAAGAACAAGUCAAAAGAGAGGAUUCCACAAAGGAAUUGCCAGAUGCAGAGUUAGACAAAUUAAAGGCAGAACGUAAAAAGAAAAGGAAAAUACGUCUAUUGAAGGAAGCUGCUAAGGCUGAUAAACGUGGGGUCUGCUACUUGAGCCGAAUUCCUCCUCGCAUGGAUCCUUUAAAGCUUCGUCAAAUCCUAUCUCAAUACGGAGAGCUAGAAAGAAUUUAUCUCACCCCUGAAGAUCCUGCUGCUCAUGUGCAUCGUAAAAAAGCUGGUGGUUUUCGUGGACAAGGGUUCACAGAAGGAUGGGUUGAAUUUACCAAUAAGAACGUUGCUAAAAGGGUUGCUUCAAUGUUGAAUGGUGAACAAGUAGGUGGAAAGAAGAAGUCGUCAUUCUAUUAUGAUCUUUGGAACAUUAAAUACUUGAGUAAAUUCAAAUGGGAUCAUCUCACGGAAGAGAUUGCAUAUAAGAACGCCACAAGAGAGCAAAAACUAGCACUGGAACUGUCAGCAGCUAAAAAGGAGCGGGAUUUCUAUCUUUCAAAAGUUGAUCAGUCUCGUGCUUUAAGUUCUAUAGAUGAACGACUGAAGAAGAAACGUAAGAUCCAACAAGCGGGUGGUGAGGUCCCGGGUGAUGAGCAGCAGGCGGCGAAAGUGACACGCCAGUUUCGGCAAACAAAGCCAGUGAGAGACGGUGCUGAAAAGCAAAAGGCUGGACUCUCCAAGGACAUUUUGGCCGGGGUCUUCGGUGGUUCUUCGUGAGGAGUCGAAGUUUUGAUCUUUUCAUCGAGUUACUCCACUCCAGCUCCUUGUAACAACGCAAUUUUGUGACAAAAACCUUGUGCUAUAUGCAAAUAUUUUGUUUUACCUUAUUCCGCUUAAGCUUUCUGGAAACAAUCGUUCUACUCACUGUGUUCUUGAAUUUGGGAAGAAACAGAAGGACGGAAAGGAAAGAGUUUUUUCAUUUGUUUCUUGAUUAGAACGGAGGAGAAGAAAAAGAAAGAUGUCAAUUUUACUAUUAUACCCUUUCUUGUAGUAAAUAUAUAACAUUGUUGUAUGACGGUAUUUUUGUCAUGAAAGAUCAUAUCCUCACAAAUUUUCUUA
Cynara cardunculus var. scolymus (artichoke) is the source of this 1185-nucleotide messenger RNA. RefSeq names its product pre-rRNA-processing protein ESF2. NCBI's taxonomy places the organism in Eukaryota, Viridiplantae, Streptophyta, Magnoliopsida, Asterales, Asteraceae. The record is from RefSeq and is a predicted model, not a curated record. The transcript has 8 exons. Gene Ontology annotation, molecular function: RNA binding. The coding region runs from base 79 to 843 and encodes 254 amino acids. Gene Ontology annotation, cellular component: nucleolus. Gene Ontology annotation, biological process: endonucleolytic cleavage to generate mature 5'-end of SSU-rRNA from (SSU-rRNA, 5.8S rRNA, LSU-rRNA); endonucleolytic cleavage in 5'-ETS of tricistronic rRNA transcript (SSU-rRNA, 5.8S rRNA, LSU-rRNA); endonucleolytic cleavage in ITS1 to separate SSU-rRNA from 5.8S rRNA and LSU-rRNA from tricistronic rRNA transcript (SSU-rRNA, 5.8S rRNA, LSU-rRNA).